AGGAAGUGGGGGAGGCGGGUCUUGGCGGCAGGUGCGCAUGCCGUUUUUGGAAUUGGGAAGGAAAGUACGCAGUGAUUUUAAAGACAGCAAAUAAUGCCGAGAAAAUCGAUGCCUCUCGCGCCGCGAAGACCGACUACGAUGAAAUCGAACUCAAUGGCGUCGAAACUGAACCUUGCGGUUUGGAACCGUUGUAAGAAAUCUGCACACGAGUGGAUGUCGAUGCAUAGGCAUUGCCUUUAUGGCCUCAAGAUCAUCAAAGUGUUGGCUGGACAAUGGUGACAAGGAGAUAAUAUCAAUAUGUGAAGGCCAAAAACCAGUUGGAAAUAUGUGUUGCCUUAUCUGCCAUGCAACCAUUGGGGACUGCUUUCCCUUCCAUGGGUCAAAGGACCUGGUGAGAAGUGUCACUCUGAAUGGUAGCAAAGCCAUUCUGAAGAUGAAGAAUCUGUCCAUCUUAAGUGAAGAAUAUAUUCAGUCACUUGUAAGCUUUGAAAAGCAUGCUGACCAGCAAGCUGUUUUUGCAAAUGCACUGCAAGGUCUUGUUGCCUUUGAAAUAGGCAAUGAUGAUAGUAUGGAUGUGCAGAACCUGCUAUGGCCUUGGCAGGACAUCGCUGAUCUCUUCAAUGAAUCCAAAUGGCUGGAACUGAGGCAAAUCCUGUGGUUUGCUCACAAUGAUGAGUUCAAGUUGAUGCAGCUGCACCAGCACCUGUCAGUGUUUCCAGAACUACUGGGCACCUGUGGCAACAUGUAUGCCGUGCAGCAUGUGGCAAUCCUGCUAGACAGCCCAUUGCUGGACAUGCUGCCUGCCUUCAUGGACAUUUGCCAUGCAGCCCGCAGUGUGAGCCGCAUCCUACAGUACCUGCGCCGCCUGGUGACUGCCUUCCCAGGUGGCCUGCACCUCUGUGACCUCAAGUGGAGCCACUUUGGUGAGGCCCCAGAUGGCCGACUGCGCUUCAUUGACCUGGAUGCUGCCUUCCUGCCAGCCAAGAUGGCCGCUACACAGCGAGCGACUGACUGCCGCGCCGACGCCGACUGUCACUUCUUCGACUGCCGUGGCACGUGCGACCAGCGCCGCGGCCGCUGCCGGCCGCAGGUCAGCGACAACAUCAGCAAUUUUUGCCGGCAGCUGGUGUGGCCGCGCGCAGCGCUGCUGCCUGGCCGGCUGGGCCUGCUGGGCUGGUUGCUUGACCCCGAGGAGGCGGCGCUGCUGGAGCGGUGCGCCGAGGGCGGCGGCGCGACCCUCGCUAGCCAGGUGCAGGAGCUGCUGGCGGCGCUCGAGGACAGACUCUGCGACGCCGGUUGAGCAGCGGGCCCGGCAAUGGCGAGGGCCUGUCGCUGGGGCGAUGCCACCGGGCAAGCGGAGUCGUGCUUGGUGCUCGGAUGGUCGGCAAGCUGUGAUGCGACUUGGCUGAGUAUUGUUCUGUGAAGUGCGCUUAUGAUUACUCGGUACAAAUCGUUAUGGAGGCAUGUUGUGUGCACAGGUAUUUGGUUAAACCAAUGGACUUCCAUUAUAUUUCAUAUUUUGAUGAGGGACUAGAUAUUAUCUUGAUUAGAGAGUCUUCCGAAGUGGUUUGUUUAUGGCUGUAUGGCUUUUUUGCUUCCAUGUAGAUUAGGACCAUUUCAGCCACCAAUGAUCACUUCUGAACUUUAUGAUUAAAGGCGGUGUAGAGUGGUGAAGUGAGACUGCUUGCAUAUCAGUGUUCUGCUACAGGGCCUUAUCCUGCGCAGGGAUCCACUUUCGCCCGCGGGAGCUCAUGUUGGGUCAGAGGAGGCGCGUCGUAGCCGGCUCGUGGCUGAUGCAUAGAGCUCGCUCCCGAUAGACGGGGCGCUGCGCCGAUUCAGGACGAAGCGUGAAUGAGGGAAGAAGUAUGGUUCCGUUCUUUGAAGAAAAAAAGUUGUCUUGUUAUUGCUGCUAGUAUCACAUUGUUCCCACGCUGCCUAUCCAAACAGUCUGCAUUAUCUUGUGAUGCAUAUUCCACGGUCAAAUGAGCUUAAGAUGUUUGAGCGAAGUCCCCUUUUUGCACUGAACUGGAUGCGCGGUGAAUGGUUCAUGAAUGUUCUGCACCAAAACGAAGACUGGAAAUAUUUGCAAAUUCACGGAUGCUCGUUGCGCCUGUCGUGGUACAACGGGCAUCACAGUGACAGUGCCUUUUUGGUAAUACCUCGUUGGCUACGCGUUAAAUGCCCUUCAUGUUUGGUUAAAACUGUCGUAAGCUUAGAGCCAAAGCAUUCCUGCAUUGGAAUGCUUGCGCUGGUUGCUCUUGCAUUGCGUUGUAUGGCACUGUGUCGACGCACAAACUGUGAUUACCCUGCUCCGUUUGUAUAUGUGCCGUUUGGUGUCUGUUGUUUGGCGCUGAUGCUGUGCUGUGUCACGGAGGUUGUGGUGAUCGGUGAUCGAGCCGCCGUGGCUGCGUCGUGGACCAAAUACAUUUUGUGAUAUAUCUGA
This is a messenger RNA of Pollicipes pollicipes, 2443 nucleotides long. RefSeq names its product divergent protein kinase domain 1C (gene aln). The record is from RefSeq and is a predicted model, not a curated record. The transcript has 2 exons. Bases 239 to 1300 code for a protein of 353 amino acids. Lineage: Eukaryota; Metazoa; Arthropoda; Thecostraca; Pollicipedomorpha; Pollicipedidae.